CUGGAACUGAACUCAAGACACCUGGAGCCAGUGGAAGCGUUUUUGGGUGUGCCCUAUGCGGCGCCCCCCCUGGGAGAGCGACGCUUCGCGACGGCGUCUCGACCUCUGCCCUGGACAGGGACCCGACUGGCAGACAGUCUGCCGACGGUCUGUCCCCAGCGACCGCCCGACAUCUCCAACCAGACGGCGGCCCUCGAGGUAAUGCCCCGUGCUCGCUACGAGCACCUCUCCCUACUGGUGCCCCUUCUAGCCAACCAGAGCGAGGACUGUCUGCAUCUCAACAUCUAUGUGCCUGUCAGUGGAAGCAGAGGAGUGGAUGCUCCCUAUGCAGUUGUGGUGUUCGUGCAUGGCGAGUCCUACGAAUGGAACUCCGGGAAUGUGUACGACGGAAGCGUACUGGCCAGCUUCGGGCACAUUAUUGCUGUCACAGUCAACUAUCGUCUGGGGAUAUUGGGUUUCCUGAAAAGGGAUCAGAGCGAGCGCAGCGCCGCCCAGAGCGAUGUGGAGGCAGCUCUGCGGUGGAUCAAGCACAACAUCGCUGCGUUCGGGGGGGACCCGGCGCGGACCACUCUCAUGGGGCAGGGGACGGGGGCCGCAAUUGCCAAUCUGCUUCUUCUCUCUGCAUCAGCCAGAGGCUUGUUUCGGAGAAUGGUGCUACUGUCAGGCUCUCUGCUGAGCCCCUGGGCGCUAGUCCAGCAACCCGACCAGCUGAGAGCGAGCAUCGCCCGUCAGCUGGCGUGUCCCGAGGAGGAGCAUCAGCUGGUGACCUGCUUGCAACAGCUGCCGGUCGACAUCCUGCUGCAGGUGGAGGUUUCACCUCCGCGCUUCAUGCCCGGUUACGGACCCUGGCUGAGUGCGGAUCCCACCUCAUUGCACGAGACGGCGUCGGGUCACUUCAUCACCACAGACCUGCUCAUCGGCACCACCACCACAGAGAGCUACGCGGACUUCAGUGCUCAUGACAUAGAGUUCGGGUUCGAAGAGGACCAGAGGAAUCGCAUACUCAGAACUUAUGUGAGAAACGCCUACAUCUACCACCUGAACGAGAUAUUCUCGACUGUGCGGAACGAGUACACGGACUGGGAGAAGCCGAUAGUGCACCCGAUCAACAUCCGCGACUCCACCCUGGAGGCACUGAGCGAUGGACACACUGUGGCGCCACUCCUAAGGCUGGCUUACCUGCACGCUCGGCGUGGCGCCACUACCUAUUUCCUGCACUUCGGUUAUCAAGCUAGCGAUGGCGAUUAUCUACAGAGACUCGGCAGCGUGCGAGGAGAUGACCUUCCCUACUUGAUGGGCCUGCCGCUGGUGGAGGGAAUGCCGUAUUUCCCGCGUAAUUACACGCGCCAGGAUAUUGCUGUCUCUGAAACGUUACUCAGCUACUUCACCAACUUCGUGAAGACAGGGGAUCCGAAUGAAGGACGUCGAGGAGCCGUAGACAAAACAAGGCACCGAGGAACUGCUUGGGAGCCAUACUCUCCAUCUUCCCAGCUCUACCUCAGUAUUGUUCAGAAGCCUCGCCUGAAAAACCAUUACCGGGGCCACAAGAUCGCUGUAUGGCUGAAUCUUAUCCCUCAACUACAUCAACCUGGCGAUGAUGACGUCAGUAUGAGACAUCAUCAUUUCCAUGAAAGAGAGAAUCACUACUAUGCCGGAGUGAUUCGAGAGGAGUCGUUCACGAAGAGGCCUUCGAAGAAGCUGACAACAACCACAACAACUGCCAUAACUACCACAGAAUGUGUUCUAUCAUCAAACAGCACCUGGGUGACUGACUCACCGGUCAUCAGCAAAGACAAGGAGACCAACAUUGUCGGCCCCACCUUCAGUCAAGCCGUCAUCCUGGGAGCGAUCGGCUGCGCUCUCCUUCUACUCAACCUGGUUCUGUUUCUGUCGGUUGUCUUCUACUACAGACACCGCAGCAAGCGGAAAAACACGUGCGAGCCUGAAGAAGCCGACAUUCCGCUUCCGAGCUACGGCAAAAGUGUUUCGCUGCCCGAUUUGUCUCUGACCAUGCCACCCGCUAAGAGACCACCGAAGCCACCUGUCAGGACAUCUAGCAAUCCACCUGGUGGCACCGUCAAAAAACGUGUUCAAAUCCAAGAGAUACCCGUCUGACAUCAGAUUUGAUCGUGAGUGAUCAAGUCGGACAGAAAACUUUCAAAAGUUGUAUGAAAUUUGGUUAUGUUCCUUAGAAACUUCGAGAACAUUACAAGAAUUAUUGCGAAUACAAUUGGGAAGACGUUUUUGAUCUGUUAUGGUGUACUCGUACUGCUAUGUUAAUUUGGUAGCCGGAUGAAAUGAGAUGAUGUUUCAGAUUUUUGAAAGCAUCGUGGAAAUCAUACAAUGUACAGCUAAAUGUUCUCCAAGCAAAGAGGGGUUUUAUUACGUUGUUCAAAUUACCAAAGUGUCUAAUUUGGUGAUAAGAUAGGAAGAGAUUUUGUUUUUGAAUUUUGAAAGGUUUUUAAAAGUUGUUCAGCACCUAUAAUAAUAAGCAGUAUGCUCCACAAAACGUUAUUCAUUUGAUUAUCUUGAAAAUCAAUAUUUUCGAAAUGGAUAACACAUAGGAUUGUGAUUGUAUUUCGAAAACUUUUCAUCGGUUUCUCAUGAAAUAAUACUAAGUUUUUCACAAUAAAUACAACAAAUUGAUUAGAAUACCAAUCAAGUGAAUUCACAAACAAAUAAUUUUACUUUUCCAGUAGAAGUUAUUUAGUGAAUCACUACCAUGAACGAGAUGUUCUUUGCUUGACUUUUAUGAUAAUGUUUUGGUAGUUUUCUACUUUUCACUGUGUUCCAUGAUUUCCACUGUGAGUCAAGAAUCAUACAGAAAGAUUAAUUUGUGCAAAAAUAUUUUCACAAUUGUUGAUGCUCUUUAAACUGAUGCAACAAGUAAUCUCCCGAUAUUAUUUGUGUUCAAUAUGUGAGUCACCUCAACAAAUUAUUAUUAGAAGCUCACACCGACAAAAUUCAAUAUGUAUUGUGAUGUUCAUAUCAUUAUUGUACCGUCUAAGGUGAAAUUGUGAAAGUGACAACUGAAUUGCAAAUUACUAGAUCGAAAUACACUACGACUGUUACAUAAAUCACAUGUUUAGGACAUGUAAAAAUCUUGUAGAAAAUAGAUAUUUUAGUGAUGUUAUGCAUGAGAUUUUUAUACGAGGCCUUCAUGUAAUUAUGGAAUAAAGUUCAUGUUAGCUUACUGUCGAA
Molecule: messenger RNA, 3201 nt
Organism: Nilaparvata lugens (brown planthopper)
Lineage: Eukaryota; Metazoa; Arthropoda; Insecta; Hemiptera; Delphacidae
Product: neuroligin-1-like
Exons: 9
Coding region: 202-2115 (637 amino acids)
Biological process (GO): modulation of chemical synaptic transmission; presynaptic membrane assembly; neuron cell-cell adhesion
Cellular component (GO): cell surface; postsynaptic membrane; synapse
Molecular function (GO): neurexin family protein binding; signaling receptor activity
Source: RefSeq, a predicted model, not a curated record